AGCUGGAAUCCAAUACGACCGUUGAAUGUGGAUGUUGAAUGUGGAUGUGAACCCCAAAUCAGAAACCUCCGUUUUUGGAAAUCGCCAUGGUCAUCUUAUCCCUCGUCUCUUGCUCUGUUUCCCUCUUCUCACCGCCCAUUAGUCUCCGGCUUCAUUUCCCCCCUGCGACAUCUCUCUUUUCCCAUGGAAGCUUCCCUGCUUCUACAUUUAAGCCUGAGCUACGGCCGUUGUUUGUCUGCUGCUUACAACGUCGGGAAACCGCUCAUAUUCACCGAUGUAACUGCCUUACUUGUACGAUUGAUGGGGAAACUCAAAUAGAAUCUCUGUUUUCGCUUUUCCGAGAUAUUGGGUUUAAAGAGGAAGAAACGGAGAUGAUUCUGGCGAAGAACCCAGAUGUAAAGUCGACGCCUUUGGAUAAGAUCAGCGCUCGUGUCGCUUCUCUUCAGUCUCUGAAACUCGAUGGCUUCGCGCUUCAAGGUUUGAUUGCAAAGUGCCCUUCUUUAUUGACCUCAGAAGAGUUAGAUCUCGUUAUUACCUUCUUGGUUGAUGAGCUCGAAGGAAGGCUUGACCCUGAGCUAGUGGAACGCAUACUCGCUGUGUCAGACACUUCUUUCUUGCUUAGUUUCAACCAGAAGGUGAGGCUGCUUAUCCACCAUGGGAUACCUAAAGAAAAGAUCUCUUACGUGUUGAGCAAAGUGUACCUGAAUAAACUCAUGUAUCAGAAAUCAGUUGAAGACAUUGAGAGAUUGAUUAGUUACUUGGAACCUUUUGGUGGAAUCGGUAUCAUUGCGAGGCGGCCAGUUAUCCUCAACAGUGACUUGGAUACUCAGUUGAUUCCUAGGGUUGAGUUCAUUAGGAAUCUCAGCGGGGAAGACGACUUCGCCACUGGAACCGUGCUACGUAGACUACCUGCUAUACUGAGUUACAGCGUUGACCAUAUGAACAGCCACGUUGAGUUCCUCAAGUCUUUUGCUGGCUUGACGAGCGAGCAAGUGUUUAAGAUUGUUCAUGUGUUCCCUAACGUGAUCAGCACUAGUAAAGAGAGGAAACUGAGGCCGAGGAUAGAGUUCCUUAAACAGUCUGGCUUUGAUUCCCCCGGCAUGUUCAAGUUCUUGAGUAAAGCGCCGUUGUUUCUAGCUCUAUCAGAAGACAACCUCUCGCAUAAACUAGGGUUUCUGGUGAAGAUUGGAUACAAGCAUAGAACAAGGGAGCUGGCGUUUGCGAUGGGGGCUGUGACCAGAACUAGCUCUGACAAUAUGCAGAGGGUGAUUGGACUGUACUUGAGUUACGGUCUUUCGCUUGAAGACAUUCUAGCUAUGAGCACAAAGCAUCCUCAAGUCCUGCAGUAUAGUCAUACUUCUUUAGAGGAGAAACUGGAGUAUUUGAUCGAGUACAUGGGUCGUGAAGUGGAGGAGCUUUUGGCUUUCCCUGCGUUUCUUGGGUACAAGCUUGAUAGCAGGAUCAAGCACCGGUAUGAAGAAAAGCUGAAGAGCAGAGGUGAAAACAUGUCUCUUAACAAGCUUUUGACAGUCUCAGCUGAAAGAUUCUCUAAGACAGCGGAUAAUAUUGAAGUGAUUUGCUUGUGAUUUGAGUGACAAAAGAUUUUAGUGAACCGAGUUUGAGGUCAUUGAAAACUUACAAUAGUUUAAAAAGCUGAGAGUUUAUAUAUCACAAUUUCUCACUUGGAUAUCAAACAUUCAAUCCUUUA
Brassica oleracea var. oleracea is the source of this 1708-nucleotide messenger RNA. RefSeq lists its product as uncharacterized. Bases 87 to 1586 code for a protein of 499 amino acids. Gene Ontology annotation, biological process: regulation of DNA-templated transcription. Lineage: Eukaryota; Viridiplantae; Streptophyta; Magnoliopsida; Brassicales; Brassicaceae. Gene Ontology annotation, molecular function: double-stranded DNA binding. The record is from RefSeq and is a predicted model, not a curated record. The transcript is spliced from 2 exons.